GUGACAUGGUCCCUCAGAAUGAGUUGAUGCGCAUAUUUUGGCCCUUAGAUGCGCCCAGGGACUCUAAGCCUGGUGUGCUCGUGGGAUUUCAGAACUCCAAGUUCGAUCUCUUCGUCGUGGCUGUCCUCCAAAACGUCCGACUGCCUCAUGUCCAAACCGCCUUGGCAUCUGGCUUGCUGUUGCAGAAAAGUCCCCACAAUAUUGAGGAGCUUCUCAAGCCAUGCGGACAUGUCUCACUGCGUGUGCUUGGCUGUAUUAACUCCCAGGCUUCUUUGGAUCUUCCCAGCUCUACCCUCUUAACAGGAACUACCGACCUCUCCGCUCGUUUUCCACGUCUGCAAUGCUUCAUCGAUCCGCGAAUGAUUUUGCAAGUCAUCGUCUACGAUCGACCUCACCCAACGCAAAUGCAAUACCUCUCCUCGACCCCGAUAUCACUUGCUCUGGAUGAUAAAACAAAUGUUGGUAAUUGGAAUUCGAGUUUGGAGGACGCGGAAGAAGCAGAGCGAAGGGAACAAGCGCGCAAGGACAAGCUCGCAGAAAAGCUGAAGCUGCACACUGUGAGAGCCUACCCAAUCACGAGGAAAGAAGCUGCACUACCAUUGAUUAUCAAUCAAAUCAAUUGCUCAUACGAGCUCAACGCAGUCUUGCAACAAAACUCUGGGUCAGUCAGCGGUCGCAUGAAGCGGUCGCUGAGUGUCAGCGAGCGUGUAGUCGAAUCCGCCAGCAACCUAUGGGAUUAUCUUUAUAUCGCUCUCAGUAGCGUUUGGGGGGUCUGGCUCUAUCCUAUGUGUUCACUGUUGUUCAUAUCAAUCUUGCUUGCUUUGAGGGUUGCUGGUGAGAUAGUUUUGCAAAUACUAGAUUGGCGAGCAGGACCGCCGGAAUCACCUGCAUUAAAGGAUGUAUCUGCUACAGCACAACAGCUAGAUAUCCGCUUGCAACAAUUUUGCUAUUGGCCUGUUCAGUACCUAACCCUACGCCAACGCAAGGACAAUUGGGGCAGCAUUACACACAGUCACCCUGAGUAUAUCCGGUUUUUUAACAGUUUGUGGCUUGUGGCGAACGAUAUGAUCAUCGGCAUGGCCCUAGGUUCAUACAUUAUUGAGAACUCUGUGCAUGUGGCUGCACAGGUCGAUACUGUCUUCAAUGUAUGGGCUAUAGAGGGCUUACGUAGCAUCAUAUCCUGGCUGAUGGAAUGGCCUGGUGGUUUGAAGCUCAAUACUGAGCUAGCCGAGUUCAUGGGUGAUCUCUUUCUGUGGGUUAUUGAUAAUUGGGCCGGCUGUAUAGCGAUUGUGCGCCCACAUCUCCCCAAGAUGGUUCAAUUAAUAGGUCUCUCUGCGUUCUUUGGGGCUACAGUACCAAUAUCUCUAUUUGCCGACCUCGCAUCACUGUUCACCAUGCAUAUCUAUGCAUUCUAUGUCGCUUCGACCCGGAUAUUUCAUUGGCAGCUUACGAUCAUUAUCUCCCUUUUCCAUCUGUUCCGUGGAAAGAAACGAAACGUACUACGCAAUCGUAUCGACUCGUGUGAUUACGACCUCGAUCAGCUUCUUCUGGGAACAAUCCUAUUCACCUUGCUGAUCUUCCUUCUGCCCACUGUCUUCGUCUUCUACCUGACCUUCGCAGCAGCCCGAGUGGCUGUUAUCACUAUGAAAGCCGUGCUGGAGAUUGGCUUAGCUUGUCUCAAUCAUUUUCCGCUGUUUGCUCUAAUGCUUCGAAUCAAAGACUCGCGGCGUCUUCCCGGUGGCAUCUAUUUUGAGCUUCAAAGCAACCCUGUCAUACCACAGUACCCACCCAACGCAACAUUUUCGGCACCUACAUCUUAUGUGAUGCUCAAAUCGCUUCCGCUCUCUCUGCGCGCAAUGUUCGACUCCUACUUCGAGCUUGGAAACCGCCUUCGCAAACACUACCUCUCUUCCGACGUCAUUUCUGCUCUAGCCUCUGGCCGAUUCGUUCCUCCUAUUCACAGGCGCAAUUUGUACAGCUUGCAAUACGGUAUGCUGCCAGCGAAACGUGCAGGCAUCGCAGAGCUAUGGAAACAGUUCAACAGCAAAGAGCAAACGCCGAUGGACAAGGCCAAUGUGCAACCUUCCGCUUUUUCUACAAGAAAGAGGGGGGUCGUUUACAGGAGUGGUUCGGCGAAAUCGAAAAAACAAUAG
This is a messenger RNA of Periconia digitata, 2153 nucleotides long. The record is from the annotation of a GenBank genome assembly. NCBI's taxonomy places the organism in Eukaryota, Fungi, Ascomycota, Dothideomycetes, Pleosporales, Periconiaceae.